AUGGGCUGGGUCCGGCGCUUGCUGGCAAGAACGAUCUGCUGCAGGUGGUGCGGCCUGGAUCCGCGGUUUGGGGGCGAAGCUGCUGCUGACGGGGUGCGGCAUUUGGGGUUUGUCGCGAUGAAACUUGCUUUUAUAUUCUGGCUUGUUUCUUCCACAAUGAAGUUGAGGAUUUGCGAUGUGGAGACGGCGGUUGGGAUGGGGUUGAGGUCGGCCAGGGGUGAGGAAUUGGCGGGGCAAGGUUCUCAAGGCACUCCAAGUUAUCAAGAUGUCAUUGGAACAAAGAAUUUCAUUGAUCUGCCGCAGGGCAGCGUGAUCUAG
Messenger RNA from Ostreobium quekettii, 318 nucleotides. NCBI's taxonomy places the organism in Eukaryota, Viridiplantae, Chlorophyta, Ulvophyceae, Bryopsidales, Ostreobiaceae. The record is from the annotation of a GenBank genome assembly.